Messenger RNA from Nematocida parisii ERTm1, 949 nucleotides. RefSeq lists its product as uncharacterized. The record is from RefSeq and is a predicted model, not a curated record. Bases 1 to 939 code for a protein of 312 amino acids. NCBI's taxonomy places the organism in Eukaryota, Fungi, Microsporidia. The transcript has a single exon.
AUGAUUCUACUGCGUAUGGCCAGAUUGAAUUAUAAAUUUGUAUUUUGUAAUUUUGGCGGUAUACUAAAUAUGUUUAAUACAGAGAGAGAGCAUAUUCCGCUGGAAAUGCUUGAGAAAUACGCUGCAGAAGAGUUAGAUGCAGAAAACAAUACAGGAUUUUUGGAGAUAUGCAGGAUUUUUGGAGUAUCCACAAAAACCGCAUGUUCUUCAGAUGUAGAGUUUGCGGAGCUAUUUAUGUCUCUUCAAACCAUAUUUCAGGCAUCUAAUAUUAGUCUGCCAUACGAUUUUGCAGCUCUUCUAGCAGAGUGUAAGGAAGAAAAAGAGUCAGAUGACUCAGCAGCUGAAUUGACACACCAGAAUGAUUUAGCCGAGUUAUACAUACGAAAAUUGCAGUUAAAUGAGCUACUUAAAGAAAAAUCUGUGUUAGAAGACAAAUUGAAAGGCAUAGAAGAGUUGCAGACAUAUUCAGAAGUAUCCCGCGAGGCUCUUCAAAUAGCAAAAACUCUAAACAUAAGCACAUCUCAUCAGAAAGAAGGGAAAAGAGUUUUAUGCAAGCAAGACUGUAAUAUUGACUUCCACAACUUUUUUAUGCCGUUUGUCAACUUGUCAAUUGAAACAGUAAACUUUAUAUAUGGGCAGAUAGAGAUAUCAGGCAAUGGAAAUGGAAAAGAGUGGGCAGUAUCUCUAUUAAUGCAAUACCACCAAAAGAAAUUAGAAAUGAAAGCGGCAUAUCUUCGGUACAAGACUCCAGAGCAUAUGUUAGACUAUUUAAUAACAGUACUUUUAAUGGAAAAGCCACUGGCAACAAUAUUUGACAUAUGUAAAAUACUAAAAAGAGAAAGAAAGUGUGUUAUAAAAAGUGUCUUUUUCUUAUGUUCAAAGAAAAUUCUGCAGUAUAAUAGAACAAUGGAUGCAGCCAGGCUAUACAAUACAUUAUAAACAAUUUUGU